Closterium sp. Yama58-4 is the source of this 4641-nucleotide messenger RNA. The record is from the annotation of a GenBank genome assembly. NCBI's taxonomy places the organism in Eukaryota, Viridiplantae, Streptophyta, Zygnematophyceae, Desmidiales, Closteriaceae.
AUGGAGCAGAAGAGGCAGGAGGAGGAGGAGGAGCAGAAGAGGGAGGAGGCUAGGAAGGCGGAACACGAAAAAGAGGAGAAGCGGCAGAAGGAUGAGGAGGAGCGGAAGACGGAGGAGGCGAGGAAGGCUGAAUGCGAAAAGGAGCAGAAGCGGCAGGAGGAUGAGGAGGAGCGGAAGAGGGAGGAGGCGAGGAAGGCGGAACGCGAAAAGGAGCAGAAGAGGCAGGAGGAGGAGGAGCGGAAGAGGGAGGAGGCGAGGAAGGCAGAACGCGAAAAGGAGCAGAAGCGGAAGAAGGAUGAGGAGGAGCGGAAGAGGGAGGAGGCGAGGAAGGCGGAACGCGAAAAGGAGGAGAAGCGGAAGAGGGAUGAGGAGGAGCGGAAGAGGGAGGAGGCGAGGAAGGCGGAACGCGAAAAGGCGGGGAAGAUUGUGGAGGCCAACGAGCGAGAAACGCGCGAGGAGGCGAGGGUGGAGGAGCGAGAGCGACAGAGGCAGGUCGGGGAUGGAGCUCGGCAAGUGGUGGUUGGCGACCAGCCAACCCUGGGGCAUCACGGAACAACUGUUGGUCGGGCAGCGGAUGUUGGUUUACCGGGAUUGAGAACAGGCGGACCGAGGCCGAUGAUGCAGCGGGAAGGUGGCCGGCGUGAUGAUCAAACAGCCCGGAACAGGGUCGGCGCGGGAGACCAUAGGAGGUUCGAUCAGUCAAGGCAAGCUGGUAGGCGAGAGGGUGAAGCAAUUGGAACGCGGCAGGGUGAGCGAAUGGCGGAGGAUCAGGUCUGGCGUGGGGUGGGAUGGGGAAUGGAAGGAGUGCGACACAGGGAGUUUCAGCAGAGAGAGGCGGAAGGACGUGCGGACGAGGAACUAGAGAGUGCGGCUAGUGCGCUCCCCAUGCAGAGGCGGCAUCCACGAGCGGCAGAGAAUCCUGCUGCGGUGCAGGGAGAGGAACUAGAGGAUGGUGAAUGGGUGGCUGUGGAGGCGCUACUGGCGGGACUGGAGCAAGCGGGGCCGCAGGUUUUCGAGGAGACGGAGCGAGGAUUUGAGGAGGCUGGCGACCGCAUCGCAGCUGGCGGCAGGAUGCAUACCACAGCAGAGUUGAUGCGGCGUCUGACCUUGGUGGCAAGGUCCGUGGCGAGGGCUUCGUCGGAGCAACGUGUUCGUUUCAUCGACUGCAUGGCAGAGAUUCGAGAAUUUGGUACACAGAUGCAAGCCUUGGACAGCCGCUACUUCCAGGACUACGAUGAUCUAACACACGAGUACCACGAGCUCAAGGCCGGGGUGGUCCGGGAACGCGACGAGCUAACCCAAUUGCGUACUGCUCUUUCGGCUUCUGUCGCCGAAGCACGAGCGGCAGCAGCUGAUGCGGGUCGCGCAGCUGCAGCAGCGGCUGUGGAAGCAUUAGAGGAAAGGUUACAGGGGUUUUUCGAGAACUUACGGGAGAAGCUGAAGAGUGUGGUGGAGCAGGUGAUAGAGCAAUCGUCGCUAGAGGCCUCGUUCACAUCCACCUCCAUGGAACACCUGCAAGCGGCUAUUGACAAUAGUGUACUCGCAGUGUGGGAGGAUCUUAGGGCUGCGGACGACCAAAACAAUCUGACUUUCAACAAGAUUCAGAAGGCUCUGGCAGGACUGUCAACAAAGCUCAAAGGGCUGACUGGACCCAGCAAGACGGCGCAAGUGACGGCUGCAAAGAAGAGGCGGGCUGAGAAGGGGUUGGGAAAUACGAGGGUGGAGGACCGUCCUGGGACUGUCAGCAGGGGGAGAGUGACGGAAAACCAACCGGCGGGUACAGCUGCAGAGGCAAGGAAGGCAGAACGCGAAAAGGAGCAGAAGCGGCAGGAGGAGGAGCGGAAGAGGGAGGAGGCAAGGAAGGUAGAACGCGAAAAGGAGCAGAAGAGGCGAAAGGAUGAGGAGGAGCGGAAGAGGGAGGAGGCAAGGAAAGCGGAACGCGAAAAGGAGUUGAAGCGGCAGAAGGAUGAGGAGGAGCGGAAGAGGGAGGAGGCGAGGAAGGCAGAACGCGAAAAGGAGCAGAAGCGGCAGGAGGAGGAGGAGCGGAAAAGGGAGGAGGCGAGGAAAGCGGAACGCGAAAAGGAGUUGAAGCGGCAGAAGGAUGAGGAGGCGCGGAAGAGCGAGGAGGCGCGGAAGGCAGAACUCGAAAAGGAGGAGAAGCGGCAGAAGGAGGAGGAGGAGCGGAAGAGGGAGGAGGCGAGGAAGGCGGAACGCGAAAAGGAGGAGAAGCGGCAGAAGGAGGAGGAGCGGAAGAGGGAGGAGGCGAGGAAGGCGGAACGCGAAAAGGAGGAGAAGCGGCAGAAGGAGGAGGAGGAGCGGAAGAGGGAGGAGGCGAGGAAGGCGGAACGCGAAAAGGAGGAGAAGCGGCAGAAGGAGGAGGAGGAGCGGAAGAGGGAGGAGGCGAGGAAAGCGGAACGCGAAAAGGAGUUGAAGCGGCAGAAGGAUGAGGAGGCGCGGAAGAGGGAGGAGGCGCGGAAGGCAGAACUCGAAAAGGAGGAGAAGCGGCAGAAGGAGGAGGAGGAGCGGAAGAGGGAGGAGGCGACGAAGGCAGAACGCGAGCAGGAGGAGAAGCGGCAGAAGGAGGAGGAGGAGCGGAAGAGGGAGGAGGCGAGGAAGGCGGAACGCGAAAAGGAGGAGAAGCGGCAGAAGGAGGAGGAGGAGGAGCGGAAGAGGGAGGAGGCGAGGAAGGCGGAACGAGAAAUGGAGGAGAAGCGGCAGGAGGAGGAGCGGAAGAGGGAGGAGGCGAGGAAGGCGGAACGCGAAAAGGAGGAGAAGCGGCAGAAGGAGGAGGAGGAGCGGAAGAGGGAGGAGGCGAGGAAGGCGGAACGCGAAAAGGAGGAGAAGCGGCAGAAGGAGGAGGAGGAGCGGAAGAGGGAGGAGACGAGAAAGGCGGAACGCGAAAAGGAGGAGAAGCGGCAGAAGGAGGAGGAGGAGCGGAAGAGGGAGGAGGCGAGGAAGGCGGAACGCGAAAAGGAGGAGAAGCGGCAGAAGGAGGAGGAGGAGCGGAAGAGGGAGGAGGCGAGGAAGGCGGAACGCGAAAAGGAGGAGAAGCGGCAGAAGGAGGAGGAGGAGCGGAAGAGGGAGGAGGCGAGGAAGGCGGAACGCGAAAAGGAGGAGAAGCGGCAGAAGGAGGAGGAGGAGCGGAAGAGGGAGGAGGCGAGGAAGGCGGAACGCGAAAAGGAGGAGAAGCGGCAGAAGGAGGAGGCGAAGGCGAUGGAAAGGAGGCGGGCACAGAGGGAGGCGGAGUUAGAAGCUAAGCGCCAGCAGAUUGCUAAGAUUGCGAAAACAAAGCGGUUGGAGGCAGCAAAGCGAAAAAGAGACCUCGAAAUAGAGCGUCGGAAAGCCCUGGAGGAGAUCGAGCGUAUUGCACGGUUAGACGAAGCCGCAAAGGAGGAAGAGGAGAGGCAACAAAUGGAGUUGAGGCGGAAACAGAGAAAAUGGAAAACGAGAGGCGAUAGAUUGCGGGGGAGGAUGAGGAAGGGGCAGCGGGGCAACGGCAGGGAGGAGAGGCGGAAGAAGGGCUCUGGAGGUCUAGAGACUCAACCGCCUUUGAAGAGGCUUCGCAUUGACCAGACCGGAACGAACUUCGACGCGGAUGAGGGGUCUUUGGGGGCUGCUGCGUCAGAGGAAUGUGUCGGUGAAAAUGUGUCGGGAAAUCAGAACGUUCAACCAACGUUGGGGGAGGCGACGGGAGAGGUGGCACCGCGAAGAGCGGAUGUGCUACCAGACGAGCUAGGGAAGCGGUGGGGGGAAACAAAGCAUUUCAGAUCGAGUGGUCUUACCACACGUGAGAAGAAGAACAAAAAGGGGGAAGUGGUGUACGUGCGCUACAACUCGGAGCAAACCGUCGGAGGUGUGAAGAGGAACAUGGGGAGCUACAAGGAGCGGAAACUACGCGAUUUCACAGUGGCCGUCUGUUGGAUGUCCUACUUCCCCGACACCGACAUGGCCCAUUACGGCUUGGAUCCUGCCGAGCUUGGCUUGUGGGCGGUCCACCUCGAUUUCGCUCGUGAACUCCCGACGGGUGUCUGGAGUGUCAUGAACGAAUUGAACCUCGACAAGUUCGAGAACUUCGAAAACGUCAUGAACAAGACAAAUGCACGGGUGAAGGACGGCGCACAUUUCCAGGUGGCCGUUUGCACAGGGAUUGGACAGGCCCUGGUACACGGAGGGAGUGGGCUGGUGUCGCCCCCCGCGAAUGUCACUCCCGCGGUCUAUGCAGCGGGAGUAGCUGCAACCCUCUACACCUUGUGGUGUGCCUCGAUCGGCAUUCCCCACCAGGACUGGGCGGAGGGUGCGGAUGAGGCGGCUCGUGGCACGCUCAACGAGGCAAGCCUUGCUAGUCGAGCAACCUCUACUGCUCGCCUCGGAGUGUGGACCUUGAAGGCCGUGAAGAACCUAACGCACGAGAAGGCGGAUUGGGAAGUGGUGCUCACCAAGGCCAUUCUCGGCCUUGUGGAUCCCGAGCCCGGGGAGGCAGAGGCUAUUGAAAUGGCCAAGGUGGUUUCGAGGGUGCUGGUGUACUGGUGCGAGUGCUGUCACGCAAACCAGAGUCUUUACGCGUAUCAGGGUGGGAUGCUCCAUUUUCCCCAGCCCACAAAAGGGGGACGGCGGAAGGGGAAUGCGGGAGGCAACGAGUGA